AUGUUUGGUGUUAAAGGUUACAUGGUUUGGCUACCAGAAGAAGGAAAAUGUACGACUAGCAAGAAUGUUGUUUUCAGGGAGGAUGAAGUUUUAAAGGAUUUAAACAGUUCUAGCGAUAUUAUGACUAAUAAUAAGUCUACAAUCACACAGAAGAAGAAAUCUUGGAGGAAAAUUGUUACCUUUUUCGAUACUCAGCUGAUACAAGGACCAACUCCAACUGGUUUUCACAACAUCUCGGAUGAUGAGAAUGGUUCUGAGGCUUCAUUUGAUACCGAAGAUCAUGAAAUUUCUUCGUGUGAUGUGAAUUCUUCUCAAGGUGGAGCUACACCUCAAGGUGGAUUUCUUACUUCUCAGGUUGACUCCAGUAGUAGUACCUCGGAUGGAUCAGAAGAUGAGGGGUUAACGUUCAAUGAAGAAGAGGAGGAUGAGACAGAAAUUAUAAGUCAAAUAGAUGAUUACUUGUUAGCCAAAGACCGAGAUAAACGUCAGAACAUCAGACCGCCUUCACGUUAUGAGGAUGCCGACUUCGUGGGUUAUGCUCUAUCUGCAGCUGAGGACAUUGAAACAGAAAAUCCUAAGUCAAUGGAACAAGUCAAGAAAAGUCCUAACUGGAAAAAAUGGCAUAACGCAGAAGAUGAUGAGAUGACAUCACUGAUGAAGAAUCAUACCUGA
Molecule: messenger RNA, 672 nt
Organism: Microthlaspi erraticum
Lineage: Eukaryota; Viridiplantae; Streptophyta; Magnoliopsida; Brassicales; Brassicaceae
Source: the annotation of a GenBank genome assembly